AUGGAGAUGAUCAUGCAUCCGCUAGAGAUCAUAUCUCUGCCUUCAAUCCGGAUCCCUUCGCCGCCACGCAAUCCACUCCCCGCCAUGAGUGAAAAGAUAGCCAACGUCAACGUCGGCUGCAUUAGCAGCAGGAAACUAAAGUGGUUCGCAUGGGGCACCGGAGGCCUUAUUGUCUUUAUUGGCCUCCUAGUGUUUGUUGUGUUCCUCGUUCUCCACCCCUCCAAGCCAAGCUUCAACCUCGAAGACGUCACCGUUUAUCAGUUCAACGUCUCCAAGGUACCGCCCUACGCCAUCACCAUCAUCAUGCAGGUCACACUGUCCUCUAGAAACCCUAAUUCUCGGAUAGGCGUAGAGUACCAGCCUCUCCACGUCUACGCCACAUAUCGAGACCAGCAGAUAACAAUGGCUUAUCUCUUGCCUCCUACGUACCAAGGACACAAGGAACCUGUGGUGUGGUCACCUCCUUUGACUGGCUACGACAUGCCGAUUUCGCCAUAUUCGCAGCAGUCUUUGGAUCAAGAUUGGCAUGCUGGGGUUAUCCUGAUGAAUAUCAAGCUUCAAGGGGACGUGAAGUGGAAAGUAGGGACUUGGAUUUCGCCCAAGUAUCACUUGUACGUGCAUUGCCCGGCGAAUAUCAGGUUUGGGGAUUUGAACAACGGUGGUCCAAACCUCAUCAAGGGUCAGCCGGUGGAUCAUUGCGAUGUGGAGAUUGCUUCUUAA
Molecule: messenger RNA, 720 nt
Organism: Prunus armeniaca (apricot)
Lineage: Eukaryota; Viridiplantae; Streptophyta; Magnoliopsida; Rosales; Rosaceae
Source: the annotation of a GenBank genome assembly